Molecule: messenger RNA, 2580 nt
Organism: Mollisia scopiformis
Lineage: Eukaryota; Fungi; Ascomycota; Leotiomycetes; Helotiales; Mollisiaceae
Exons: 6
Coding region: 88-2580 (830 amino acids)
Biological process (GO): glucan catabolic process
Molecular function (GO): beta-glucosidase activity
Source: RefSeq, a predicted model, not a curated record
CGAUAAACACCGAGCAAAAAGAGGUACAUCAACAAUCGAGACUGCACAGCUCUGGGUCUUUGUAACAUGGAAUGAAACUUUCCAACCAUGACGCAAUUGACCAACCAGUCUAGCGACGUUGUCAUUGACACUCUCCUGACACAACUCACUCUCAAGGAAAAGAUCUCCUUCCUUGUUGGCGCCAAUGUAUGGGAGACUGUACCCAUUGAACGGCUGAAUAUCCCAUCUUUAAGAGUCACCGAUGGACCCAAUGGCGCCCGUGGAAGUCAAUUCUUUGACGGUACAACAGCAGCCUGUUUCCCAGCAUGUGUCUCAAUCGCUGCCACUUUCAAUGGUGACUUAACGAAGCAAAUCGGUAUAGCUCUUGGACAGGAGUCACAAACAAAAGGAGCAUAUGUACUUCUUGGGCCGACAGUAUGCUCUCAUCGCUCACCACUUGGCGGUCGUAAUUUCGAAGCCUUCUCCGAGGAUCCCCUUCUUUCUGGUGUCCUCGCCGCCGAGUAUGUCAAAGGGCUUCAGUCUGAGCGUGUUAGUGGGACCAUCAAGCACUUCCUUGGAAAUGAACAGGAUACGAGGAGGUUCACUGUGAACGAGAUAAUCUCGGAGCGAGCGUUGAGAGAAAUAUACUUACGACCCUUCGAGAUAGUCAUCAAGACUGCAGAUCCAUGGUGUCUGAUGACCAGCUACCCGAAGAUCAAUGGCAAACACGUUGACACGAGCAACGAGUUCUUACAAAAGAUUCUCCGCGAGGAAUGGAAAUACCCUGGCCUUGUCAUGAGUGAUUGGGGAGCAACUACGAGCACCGUGGAAAGUCUCAAUGCCGGCCUCGAUCUGGAAAUGCCAGGGAAAACUAAAUGGCGAAGUCUGGAGCAAGUCAAGCAGGCUCUCGAAGCUGGUACAUUGACUGAAAGCACAAUUGAAGAUCGUGCACGAGCUGUACUCAGACUACUCAAGAAAACGGGAAAAUUCGACGAUCGCAAGGAUGACAUCGUCGAAACAGCUGUUGAUCUACCAGAACAUCGAAAGUUGAUUUGUCAUGCGGGAGCUGAAGGUAUCGUGUUGCUGAAGAACGCAGAGAACAUUCUGCCUUUGGAUAAAAGCAAGUGUAAAAAGAUAGCCCUUCUGGGACCCCUUGCGAAGUAUCCUGCGGCACAUGCAGGUGGCAGUGCGUCUUUGAAUUGCCACUAUAAAGUGUCACCAUUCGAUGCAUUUUCUUCCCGACUUGGUGAAGAUACUAUUAUCGCCUAUUCCAAAGGUGCUCACAUCUUCAGGGUCCAUCCAGACAUGGAGAAAGAAUGUAAAACUUCCACUGGGAACAACGGUUUCGAAGCCGAGUACUGGAAGAAUUCUACAUUUGAGGGCGAACCUUUCCACACAGCUGAAUUUGCUCGCGGAUCCUUCACCACAUUAAUGGACACCGCCGUAGAAGGCAAACUAAGCGUACGCUUCACAACCACUUACACUCCGACCGAGACUUCAAGCCCGUACUUAAGCUUCAGUACAAUGGGUCCUUCAAAGAUGUACGUAAACGAUGUCACCCUCUUCGAACAAGCGGAAGCCACCAAGGACUCCAUGGCCUUUCUCCUCGGCGUCCAAGACGAGCUCCACUCACAAUAUUUAUUCGAAGCCGGAAAAUCAUACAAGAUUCGAAUAGACAACGUCUCCUCCCCCGAACCAAACGGCGAACUCUAUCUACUCGACGGACAGAUCGCUGCGCACCUUGGUUUCAUCCCGCAAGUUGAAAUGGAACUUGACGUCCUAUCCGAAGCCACAGAACUCGCAAAAGAAGCCGACGUAGCAAUCGUCUGCGUCGGCAAUACAGCGCAGUGGGAAACUGAAGGCCAGGACAUGGACGAUAUGAAUUUACCAGCAGACGGUUCACAAGACCGUCUCAUUGCAGCAGUCGCUGCUGUCAAUCCUCGCACAAUUGUCGUCAAUACGAUAGGUGUGGCGGUCACGACUCCUUGGCUUGAUUCCGUGCCUGCAUUUCUGCAAGCUUGGUAUGCGGGACAAGAAUCCGGGAACGCGAUCUUUGAUCAUACUGCUGUGUAUGGCAAUUUUGGGAUGGAUAGUUAUGAGUCGAGACAGGUGGAAUAUGUGGAGGGAGUCUUUGUUGGAUACAGACAUUUUGAUCGGAUGUGGGGUACGGAAAAGGAGGUGAGAUGGCCUUUUGGGUUUGGGUUGAGCUAUACAAGUUUUGAGAUUAGCGGUGCGAAAGUGGAAGGUAGUUUGGAGGCACCAGGUGGGCAUGGUCCAGUCAUCACUGCGGACAUCAAGAAUGUGGGAGGUUUUGCUGGCGCCGAAGUUGUUCAGGCAUAUAUAUUGCCCCCGAAAGCCAGCGACGAUCAUGUCAUCAAGAGCCUGGUGGGUUUUGCGAAGAUGACACUUGAACCCAGUGAGAUAGGAAGGAUAAGUAUCGAUGUGAACGUGUUACAAGCGGCGUAUUGGCACGUCGAGAGCAGGAAAUGGAAAAUAAAAGCUGGUACUUACAAGCUUUGGGUAUCGACAAGCUCGAGUCCUGAUGAUCGAAAAGCGGAAUUGGAAAUAGUUGUAGAGAAGGCGUUUUUCAUAGAUCCUUGA